Molecule: messenger RNA, 1613 nt
Organism: Rhagoletis pomonella (apple maggot)
Lineage: Eukaryota; Metazoa; Arthropoda; Insecta; Diptera; Tephritidae
Gene: nmdyn-D7
Product: nucleoside diphosphate kinase 7
Exons: 9
Coding region: 398-1528 (376 amino acids)
Cellular component (GO): centrosome
Molecular function (GO): nucleoside diphosphate kinase activity; ATP binding
Source: RefSeq, a predicted model, not a curated record
UUGGUUAAUUUCAGUUAGUUACACCUUGCGAUUUUUAUUUCCGAAAGUGAUUUCUGCAAAUCUGCAAAAAGGACUAUCUGGUUGUUAACACGGGAAAGUAGACUUUCGAUUUCGCAUAUUCAUAACAAAAUGCGUAGGAAAAGCGCUUGCGUUGCCACGUCUAACAGCACUUUAAGAAUAAAACUUUGCGGUUAUAGUUUGAGAGCCGUCGAAAACGCUAAAAAUUGGAAUGGUACUGUAUUAGUCAUAAAUAGCCCACCGGUUGCCGGGAAACCAAAAUUGGAAAUAGAGGGGUAAUUUUCAAUUUACUUCACAUAUGUAAGUUUCAAUAUUUAGAGGAAAAUUAUAUUUUGUAGCAUCUUUUUUUAAUAAAAACAAACCCAUCUUAAAGAGGUAAAUGGCAUUCAAUCGACGAUUAUCCUUCAUAGCGGAGUGGUAUCAGGAGGAGGCAGCAAUUAUACGCACAUUCACUAUAAUUUUUUACCCAACCGGCAAUGCAAUUGAAGUGUAUGAUCAACAACACAAACGCACUUUCCUACGGCGCACCAAAAUGCCUGAGUUGUCCGAGCGUGAUUUUUUUAUUGGCUCAAAAAUUAACAUUUUCGGAAGACAAUUUGAUAUAGUCAAUUACGCUGAUGAAAUAACGAAGAACUCGCUCCACAAAUAUCGCACAAAAACUUUUCUGCUUUUAAAGAAUACCUGCGUUCAACAUUUGGGUGCCGUACUCUGUGCUCUUAUCGAUUGUAAUUUUAGUAUUAAUAGAGGACUUAUGGUGCAAUUCACACCCGAGCAGGUGAAGGCCUUCUUAAGAAAUAAACCAAAUGUUGAAGCUUCCAGCUCGCUAUUGAACCAACUAAUAGGUGGUCCCUCUAUGGGCUUCGAAGUCAUUGCCGAUAAUGCAGUACAGAAAAUCAAAUCCUGCCAGGAACAAAGUAAAGAUUGUUCUAAAGAUAACACUAUUGCCCCGCUUGUAACUUUAUUCGAACGGGAAGACAUUCGUUUAAGCAUUUAUUGCUCAAAUAACGAAGAGGAGGCAGAACAGGAUAUUAGUUUCUUUUUCAAUCAAAAAAAUGGCUUGCAGGCCACACUACAACUGAAAAAUUCUACAUUGGCCAUUAUAAAACCGCAUUGCAUUAAAGAAGGGAACUUAGGUCGAAUAAUAACUGAGAUAACCAGUAACGGCUUUAAAAUUGCUGGUCUUCGCAUGAAUUUAAUGGAGCGCGUGAAUUGUGAAGAAUUUUUUGAAGUAUACCGUGGUAUUUUGCCAGAAUAUAUACCAAUGGUGGCACAACUUGCAAGCGGUGUAAGUAUGGCGUUAGAAAUCGUUUGUGCCGAUGAAAAUAAAAACUCAUACGAGGAAUUUAGACAAUUUUGUGGACCAAUGGAUCCGGAAAUUGCAAAACAGCUGCGUCCGCAUACAUUGCGUGCAAAAUUUGGAGUUAAUAAAACAUUAAACGCGGUUCACUGCACAGAUUUGCCGGAUGAUACCUUACUGGAACUGCAAUAUGUUUUUAAAAUUUUAGAUUAAAUUUAGAUUUAAUGGUAUUUAAUGGAAUUUUUAAUAUGGAAUUUUUUUAUGCAAACUAAAUGCUAAUUCUACGACUGCUGGAGCU